This is a messenger RNA of Cuscuta campestris, 2752 nucleotides long. The record is from the annotation of a GenBank genome assembly. NCBI's taxonomy places the organism in Eukaryota, Viridiplantae, Streptophyta, Magnoliopsida, Solanales, Convolvulaceae.
CGGGAGCCCUCUCAAGCCCGACCCCCGACGCUGACAACUAAUUCGUCCACCGAGGACGCUCCUCUGACCAAGAAGCAGAAAGACGUGGCUUCUUCCAAGGACACGGCCUCAGCGAGCGCGACGAGGUCUUAGUCUCCUCACAUGACAGAUUUCGGGAACCCUUCUCUGGUCAAGGUGGCAUUCCCUCCCCGCCACUCGUUUUUGCAAGGUGACUACGAUCCACAGCAGUUCUUGCGGAGCUUCGUCCCUCCCCCCGGUCGGCAGGUUCUCCGGGGGUUCGACAGGGACGAGGUGUCAUGUGCCUUCUUGCGGGAGUUGGGCUCGAUACAGUGGCCCGAGGACGAGAAGGCUAAGGUCGACGAAGAGGUUCACAAGUUGCAGGGCCGAGUAACCACCCUAGAGGGGGGACUUGGUGCAGCAGAGGAGCGCACCCGGGUUGCCGAGGAGAGAGCACGCAGGCGGAGGAGGCUGGCCUUGAUCUACCAUGACCAGAAAUUCGCUGGUAGCAGAAUAGACAUAACCCUCGGGGUGAACGGGGUCACCAUCCUCAAGAUCAGAUCAGUUGGCUCUAUUCCAGAAAUGACUGUUGAUGGUUGUAGAGGGGCCGGAGAGGACAUCCGGGACGAUUUUCCGGUGGGUAUGCGCAUUCUUGCUGUCGAUGACGACCCCGUUUGCUUGAAGCUCUUGGAAAAUAUGCUCAGCAAGUGUCAAUAUCACGUAACCGCAACAAAUCAAGCAAGAGUGGCGCUGAAGAUGUUGAGAGGGAACAGAGACAAAUUUGACUUGGUUAUAAGUGAUGUCCAUAUGCCUGACAUGGAUGGCUUCAAACUGCUAGAGCUUGUUGGUCUUGAGAUGGACCUUCCUGUCAUUAUGUUGUCGGCGAAUGGUGACACCAGGCUUGUGAUGAAGGGAGUUACUCAUGGUGCUUGCGACUACCUGGUGAAACCUGUGAGGAUUGAGGAGCUGAGGAACAUCUGGCAACAUGUAAUCAGGAGAAAGAAGUUUGAUUCCAAAAUUACCCAGAGCAACUCGUCUGGUCGGGAUCAUCAUCACUGUGGAAGUGAGGAAAGUGGACUGGUGGGGGACCAGUCAUCUGCUUCUGCUGUUCAUCAUCACAAUGAAAAACUCAACCAUAAGAGGAGAAAGGAUGAGAAGCAAGAAGGAGAGAGUGAUAAUGGAGAGGAUGAUGAAGAAGACCCAUCAACACAGAAAAAGGCUAGAGUCGUCUGGCGUCCAGAACUUCAUAGGAAGUUUGUUGCAGCCGUUAAUCAGCUGGGCAUUGAAAAAGCUUUUCCUAAGAACAUUCUUGAUCUGAUGAAUGUUGAAGGGCUUACUCGAGAAAAUGUCGCCAGCCAUCUCCAGAAGUAUAGGUUAUACUUGAAAAGGAUCAGUUUGAUUCAAACUCCCUAUGGAAGCAUCCCGGCUGUGUUUGGUGACAAAGAUUCUGCUUAUAAUAUUCGGAUGGGUUCACAGGAUGGGUUCAGAGACCUUCACACAUUGGCUGCACCUGGACAAUAUAGCCAUGCUAAUACGUUCUUAUCAUCAUCACCAUAUUCAUUUAGUAGGCUUAAUACAUCUGCUGGUGUGAGCCUUCAAAACCUUAACUCAAUCGGUUUGCUCCAACCAAGUCCCGCCCAAACUUUAGGCAACCUCACCCUUGAUCGUCUGGGGAAGUUGAACUCGAAUGGCCAAAGCUCAAUUAGUUCUUUCCUAGGCACUCCGUCACUGGAGCUUGACCACGUCCAACACAGUAAGUUUACCACAAGUGUACUGGGCCACAAUCAGUUGGGCAACUCAAGGCUUCUUACAGCUAGUAGUAGUACAUGCACAGGCUCUGGAUCUUCUAUGGGCAACUCAAUCAAUACUAUGCUUCUUCAAAGGAACUCCCAGUAUGGACAGAAAAGGGAAGGGUUAGGAAACCCAAAUUCUUUAUGGUCUGAUCCAUUAAGUAAGGACGCUUCUAACUUCCUUGACCAUGGAGGAGGAUCAAAUGAAACUCUGCAGAAUCCUGCUCUGGUUUCAAACGUGCAGUCAAACCACCCUUAUUUAUUGACAGAAGCUUUUGGUCUCAGCAGCCAGUUGAGUAAAAAUAAAGAUGGAUGGAAUUAUUCUACAGCCGACCCUCACUCACCGGGCAGCCCUCUUCUUUGUCAUUCUUCUACUGCCUCUGCUUCUAUGCUUCCUGAAGAGGGCAUGGGGGGUUUAACACCAAACCAUGAAGCUCUCACAGACAAUCAGAUACCUAGCCUACUGUGGGAAGAGCAUGAAAAGAAUCACAACUUGACUAAUGGUAUCAGCAGUUCAAGCUCUGGUAAUGACAUGAUGCCUUUUAUUAUAAGCCAGGGUGUUGACCAGAAUUACGAUGUCUUCAACAGAAGGAUGGAUACAUCUUUAAUUGGUCAACCAAAUGGAGGCUCUUCGGUUCACCUUCAAGACUCGAGGGUGAGAAGCAAUGAAGACUACCUUUUGAACUCUGCAAAGACACUGCUUAAUAAUGGCUCUCAGGGUAGUGAAUCUUUUGGUGAUUUAAUGGAUGCAAUACUGAAGCAGGUAUGACUUCCAGAAUGUGUCUCUUUUGUUCUUGAUAUAUCUGAAAUAGCAUUGUUUGAACUGUGUGAACAGCUAAUAUAAAUGGAUAUGUCAUAUAACUUGUAAAUAGCAGCAGGCCCAUUGUUUUUUCUAAAAACAAUGUUGAAUAAAACCGGUUGGAAUUUUCACGACAUUAUUAAACAAAAAAAGGUUUGGGUGGUUU